CCAUGAUUGAAUUUGAGUUUUGAAUUAUCUCUCAACUGAUCACCCACGAUGCGAAACCUAGUCCCGUCUGCCAUCAAAUUACUGAGGGAAUCUAUCGUCGCCGCUGCCUUUGACAUCGACAGAGGAUUGAUCUUUGCCGCAUCGGAGGACGCAAAGUUUGGCGUGCACAUAUGGAGGACUCCUAUCGAUCCCUGCGAAUGGGAAGAGCCGAUUUUAUGUGGCUCCUUUCGCUCCAUCAAUCCGAAAGUUCUGUCCCUCCGAGUUAUAGGCGAAUCUGCACAGGUCAUCUUGAGUGGUCCAGAUGUUGGUAUAUUGGCCGUUGAAUGGAGUCCUGAUGACACACUCCUUGUCAUGAUUACCGGUGAAGACAAUCUCAUUCUUAUGACCUCGACAUUCGAUGUCCUGUCCGAGGCACCUUUGCGUACUGAAGAUUUUGGUGAAGAUGCUCCGAUAAAUGUUGGUUGGGGUGCAAAGGAAACGCAAUUCCAUGGCUCCAUGGGAAGAGCACAUCUCAAACCCUCAGCACAGUCUUCGAAUCAAACACAAGAAGAUCCCUGCGAUGAUGGUCUCCCUCGGGUCAGUUGGCGUGGUGAUGGUGCUUAUUUUGUAGUGUCUUCCAUAGCCAGGCAAACACUUCAGUCUGGCAAUGCAACAGGUCGAGUUUUACGUGUUUAUUCAAACGAAGCUCGACUCCAGUCCACCGCAGAAAUAGUUGCAGGUCUGGAACCGAGUCUAUCCUGGAGAUCGAGUGGUAAUUUGAUUGCAUCCACGCAAAAAGAAAUCCGCUCGGGACCGUCAGACACGCAGCGGACCGGAAAACACGGCGUUGUUUUCUUUGAGCGUAAUGGUUUAACGCAUGGAGGAUUUAACUUGCGAGGAGACGAUCGAGAUUACCGUAUCAAACAUCUCGCAUGGUCAUCGGACUCAAAUGUGCUCGCCGUUCACAUUGAACGGGCGCAGGGUGAUGUAGUGCAAUUAUGGACCACCGGAAACUAUCACUGGUACCUCAAGCAAGAGAUCUCUGCGCCAUCAUCGAGCCACUUUACAUCUAUAACUUGGCAUCCUGAAAUGAGCAUGCGACUUCUUUUGACAACACCGCUGCAAAUAAUACAACAAGAUUAUGCAUGGGAGACAUGCGCUGGAGCCAAUGAUACUGGCUGUGUCGGCGUCAUUGAUGGACAAAAAAUUUCACUUACACCAUUCCGCACACAAAAUGUACCUCCACCUAUGUCAUCGCACCAGCUACUAGUGAAUACUCCCACUGAUCCGUCAUCCAGUCGCCUGUUCCUAUCCCAGGUACCAUCUCACAUAUCGCUUUCGCGAUCGUACGACCUUCUUGCCGCGGUAUGGCAAGAAGGCCACGUAAUGAUGUGGGCAUUGCAAACGCGGAUCACGGCAGGUCGGGGGGCCGCUAUGAACCCAAUUCUUAUCUGGUCUGCCAGUUUACCGCGGGAGCUCUGUCGAUGUCGUCAAGUUCUUGUCUCCUCCAAGGACGAUGAUGGUGAACACAGGACUAUCUCAGCUGCGAUACUCGGUUCUGACGUCUGUGGGAACGACCUAAUUUCUAUUCAUGACUUUGAGCACGUCACUCUGCCAUUGAAGCCAAUUUCGGCGACAAGAAUAAGGAGAGUAUCGCUACAACAGAAGAACGGUCGUCUUGUCCCUCAUAAAGUUCCUGAGCAUCUUGCUUGGCAGGCUCCUGAUGGUUGCAUCUUCCAAGUUCAUAGCCAGGAAGAAUCAUAUUCGGAGAUUUGCUCCUUUACGGAGUACUGCCCCUCCUCCCAACGCGUCGACGCUAAACUUUUCGUGGGUCUGUCUGCCGGGGGGAAAGUCUAUGCUACAAUCCCGAGUGCAGAAUCAGCCUCACUAGCCAGCGGUGUAAACUCAUUCACUGUUGCCUCUGGAUUUGUGAUUUUCACUACUACGUCACAUGACGUGCAAUUUGCGCCUCUAGAGAGUGUGGUUGCAGCCUCGACUUCAGGUGGUAUCUUCUCGACUGGCGAUGAAAAUAAAACGGCUGAGCUCGCUUCGCAAGCUUGGGAAAAGCGACGGGUUGAAAGAGGCUCGAGGAUCGUCACAGCUGUACCAAGUACGAUGGGCUUGGUAUUGCAAAUGCCACGAGGGAAUCUCGAGACGAUCAACCCGCGACCUAUGGUAAUGGAGGUUGUUAAAAGCGAUCUGGACGCUGGACUGUGGCGAAAGGCUUUCAUGGCUUGCCGUAAACAUCGCAUUGACCUCAGCGCCAUUGUCGAGCAUAACCAGCAGGCCUUCAUGGCUGGUAUUCCAGCGUUUGUGGAGCAGAUUGAAGAUGUCGACUACAUAAAUUUGUUUUUGACGAGUGUAGGGCGAAGCCAGCUCCCGGCGGGGGUCAUUGCUAAAGUUUGCGACUCUUUGCGCCACGAACUGGAAGACAGGAAUUUGACGAAAUACGUCAACUCCAUACUCACUGCAUAUGUUGUUAAGUCACCACCAGACCAUGAAGCCGGCCUUGCGUUGUUGCUCCGUCUGCGAGGCGUUAGCCCAAGCUUGGUCGAAGACGCCGUCAUAUACAUCAUUUUCCUUGUUGAUGCAGAUCGACUAUUUGAUACAGCUCUAGGAAUGUAUGACUUUUCUCUUGUUCUCAUGGUCGCACAACACGCGCAAAAGGAUCCGAGAGAGUAUCUUCCUUUCCUUCGCGAGCUCAGGGCAUUGCCCCAGUAUUACCAGCGCUUCAAAAUAGAUGAUCACCUCAAGAGGCGCGCAAAAGCUCUCCGUAACUUGAGUCUCGCUGGUCCCGAGUACUUCCAGGAAGCCUUGGAUUACUUAGAUACAUAUCAACUGCACGACGAGGCUUUAGCAAUUUGGCAAGGCACAGACAAGUAUAUGGAUGUUUUGGGUGUCUACGGCACAUGGCUCUUUGAUCGGCACGAAUACCAUCAAGCAGCUACAGUUUUUGUGGAAGCAUCAGAUGCCCGGCGCGCAAUGGUAUCUUAUGAAAGGGCCUUGGAAUGGCAGGAGCUCUUUGGGCUUUGCUUGAAAGAGCAGCUAAGAGAUGAGGAAAUCACGGAAAUUGCAUACCGCAUCGCUGACGAGCUCUUCUUGAAGAAGCGGUUCAAUGAAUCUGCACGGGUACUCCUCGAUUAUGCCAAGGACGUCCGGCAAGCAGUGAAUUCACUCGUUCAGGGCAACGAAUUUUCGGAAGCACGGAGAAUAAUCACCUUGCAUGCCAUACCUGAACUCGUAGAUCAACUACUUCUUCCGUGUGCUUUGGAUUGUCGCUCGCAGAUCGGCGAUGAUAUUAAUGAAAUGCGGGAACAACUCCGUAAACAAGUAGCGAGAUUGACAGAGCUUCGGAUCAAGAAGGUGGAAGAACCAGAUGCCUUCUAUAACCUGGAUGAUCCGACCCUUCAUAACGUUGACGUCAUGACCGACAUGUCUAUGGCGCAUACCGCUUUUACGCGGUAUACAGUCGCGCCAUCAGCUACUUCGAAAACCUCAAAGCGAAGUUCUAAGACGAAGCGCAAAAUGGAGCGUAAACUUGGAUCUGGGAGAAAAGGAACUGUCGAUGAGGAAGAGUAUAUACUCAAAUCAGUCACGAAGCUGGUAGAAAGAUGCGCCACCACACAAGGAGAAAUCAGAAAACUACUACCGCAUCUCCUCCAGCUGUCCCAAGCUCACCGCGAAGAAGGUGUGGCUCUGCAAGUGGAGUUUGAUCAGCUGCAGUCUGAGUUGCGGGAGGCCAUCGAGGACAUCUGGAAGAAGCCCGACGAGCCAACACCAGUGGACUCUUGGGCCACUAGAAUGCAGGAGAAGGCGAAGGAACAGCUUAUUGAACCACUGCAGCGGGUCCCCAAGCCAGAUAUGAGUAUAUCCGAAUGGAGCUUGAAGCUUCUUCAGCAGAAGCUUGCCCGAUGAAAGACGUCAUGAUGGCCUUGUGUUAGCAGUGUUAGUGUAUCACGCCAUCAAA
Messenger RNA from Suillus paluster, 3946 nucleotides. Its product is annotated as pol II transcription elongation factor. NCBI's taxonomy places the organism in Eukaryota, Fungi, Basidiomycota, Agaricomycetes, Boletales, Suillaceae. Bases 49 to 3894 code for a protein of 1281 amino acids. The record is from RefSeq and is a predicted model, not a curated record. Gene Ontology annotation, molecular function: tRNA binding. The transcript has 22 exons. Gene Ontology annotation, cellular component: cytosol; elongator holoenzyme complex. Gene Ontology annotation, biological process: tRNA wobble base 5-methoxycarbonylmethyl-2-thiouridinylation.